GUUCAACCAAAACAUCAAAUGCUCUUCUUCAAUAACCGUGGGAAAACUGCGCUGGACUUUGCCCGUCGCCUCUCAUCUAGGCUCUAGCUCACCACAAUAUUUACACGAUUCAAUCCUCUCCCUAGUCCAAAAUGCCCUCUAAAGGAUGGUUCAACCUUGAAUCCGCGGGUGGCAUGAUCCCCGAGACCCAGUUUUUCGAGGGGGACUCUGCCUUCAAGUUCCUCGGCCUUACUCGUACGCAGAGAUUAUACGGCUUUGUUGGAUGUCUCAUCAUGGGGUUCGCCCUCAGUUUACUAGGCAGCAUAUUGCUUUUCUUGGGUCAGCUCGGUAGUUUUGCAGUUUUGUACACUAUUGGUAUCUUGGUAUCCCUCGUUGGUACCGGUUUCGUCAUUGGAUUUGCUUCGCAAAUCAAGCUCAUGUUCAAACCCGUACGAAUCAUUGCCACAGUCGUAUUUCUCGGCUCAGUAGGUCUCGUCUUUGUCGGCGCCUUCGUACUCAAGAGCGAGAUACUAUGCAUCGUUUUCGUCAUUGUCGAAUACCUUGCCUACACCUGGUACAACCUAUCGUACAUCCCAUACGCCCGAUCAGCUGUGCUCAAACUCGUCGGAAUGAAUUAAUUUGAUGACAUGUAUGUUUACAAGAUCAUGAUGGAUAGUGCCUGAGGCCUGAUGUGCUGCUGCUUUGCAAUGCUAUAUGAUCUUAAUCAAUACAUUUGUAGAAUUCGUUCCCUUAGCCAGAUAAUUAA
Messenger RNA from Suillus subalutaceus, 745 nucleotides. Its product is annotated as SFT2-domain-containing protein. Gene Ontology annotation, biological process: vesicle-mediated transport. Bases 132 to 617 code for a protein of 161 amino acids. The transcript is spliced from 7 exons. Gene Ontology annotation, cellular component: membrane. The record is from RefSeq and is a predicted model, not a curated record. Lineage: Eukaryota; Fungi; Basidiomycota; Agaricomycetes; Boletales; Suillaceae.